Molecule: messenger RNA, 1156 nt
Organism: Danaus plexippus (monarch butterfly)
Lineage: Eukaryota; Metazoa; Arthropoda; Insecta; Lepidoptera; Nymphalidae
Product: aldo-keto reductase AKR2E4-like
Exons: 7
Coding region: 101-1078 (325 amino acids)
Molecular function (GO): oxidoreductase activity
Source: RefSeq, a predicted model, not a curated record
ACCGUCUUUGGUCGUCAGUGUGGCAACACAGUCAGGUUUCCUAUUUUGUUUUCACACCUAUUAAGCCCAUUUCUCUUCAACACGCCGACCUGGACUCCUCAUGUAUAAAACGUAUUGUAUAUUGUUACUAUCAGCGGCGUUUAACGUCCGCUUCAAUGAUGCGGAGGUGCAAAUGCCGAGGUUCAAACUUAACGAUGGCUACGAUAUACCCGCUAUAGCACUUGGCACAUCGCCGGGUUACAACAGUAAGCAAAAACCGAACGAGAUGGAAGUAGCAGUGAAGUGGGCCUUGGACGCUGGAUACCGACAUUUUGAUACAGCAGCUAUUUACAAUGUAGAAGAUCAGGUCGGCCGUGCUCUGAAGAAAUAUCCCAGAGAAGAAGUCUUCGUAACAACCAAGCUUUGGAACACGAAGCAUGCUAUGAGCGACGUGGUACCCGCCCUUCAAGAGUCGCUGAAGAACCUUCAGCUCAAGUACGUGGACCUGUACCUCAUACACUGGCCCGUAUCACAGCAUGAGAAUCUGACAGCAUCAGACGUUGACUAUCUGGACUCCUGGCGAGGAAUGAUGAAUGCUAAGAAAUUGGGAUUAACGAGAUCCAUCGGCGUCUCUAACUUUAACAAAGAACAGAUUCAGAGGAUUAUCGACAGCGGGCUGGAGGUGCCAGCUGUUAACCAGGUCGAGAUUAACCUGAACCUGCAGCAACCAGAUCUACUGGAAUAUGCCAAGUCAAAGAACAUCACAAUUUGUGGCUAUACGCCAUUCGGUUCGUUGUUCUACAGUAAGGGCAGCGAGGACGCGCCGCCCCCAAGGCUCAAUGACCCCGUCCUCACCAAAAUGGCUGAGAAAUAUAAUAAGACUGUCCCUCAAAUUGCUCUCAGAUAUUUGCACGAACUGGGCGUCAUUCCUCUACCAAAGUCCGUCACGAGGAACCGCAUCGAGCAAAAUAUAGACAUCUUCAACUUCUCCCUCACGGAUGAAGAGAAAAACCUUCUUAAGGGAUUUGAUAGAAACUACAGAACCCUCCCGCAGUACAAGUGGAAGGACUUUCCCUAUUAUCCCUUCGAAAAAAACUAGACCAAGUAAUUUUUCCUUUUGGUGAUGUAAUUUAAUGGCAGUGAAGUGUGUUGAGGAAAUACAUCAAUCAGAAGAUAA